This is a messenger RNA of Plasmodium yoelii, 3768 nucleotides long. Its product is annotated as conserved Plasmodium protein, unknown function. NCBI's taxonomy places the organism in Eukaryota, Apicomplexa, Aconoidasida, Haemosporida, Plasmodiidae. The record is from RefSeq and is a predicted model, not a curated record. Bases 1 to 3768 code for a protein of 1255 amino acids. The transcript has a single exon.
AUGAAAAAUCGGAAAAAUGAAUUAUUACUAUCCUUGUUUUAUCAAAAUAACAGAAAAAUAAAUAGCUGGAAAAAAUAUAUAACAACAAAAAUAAAUUAUAAAAAUAUAAAUAAUUUUAAGAUAUGGGAAUAUGAUAAUAGCAUAUUAAAAGUUGAUUUUUUUUGUAGUGAUAAUUUCAAGCUUUAUAAAGACAAAGAACUUUUACAAAAAAAUAGAAUAAGCACAUUUAAAAAUAUUCCUAAAUUUAAUAUAAAAUAUUUAUUUUUAUUUAUAGAAUUUACCAAAGAAUGUACUGACCAUUUUAUUAAUCAAAUCAAACCCAUAAAUAGUAUACACAUCCAAAUAUUAACGAAAUUAAAUUACUUACUUAUACUAAAAAAAUUUAUAAAAAAUGAUAAAACUCUGAAUAGAUAUUUUAUCUACCUUUUUAGGAAUAACUCUGAUUAUUUAAAAGAAAUAAUUAAUAAUAGUGUAGAAAAUUAUAAUAAUGUAUUAAAUAAAACAUAUCUUAAUAAUGCCACAAAUGGCUACCUCGAUGAGGAUAAACUUUUUCUUCAGCCUCCCCAAACCCUCGCUGAUUUUCCGGAUUAUGGGCACUCUUUAAAAUGUGGCGUCAAACAGGAUGAAAAUAAAAAUGAAAAUGAAAACGAUAACGAUAAUAAAAACGAUAAUGAAAACGAUAAUGAUAAUGACAAUAUUUUAGAAAACUACAAAUUGAAGAGUAUACUUGAAAAUAUGUACAACAAUAAAGCAGAAAAAUAUAAAAUAAUUAUUUAUAGCAAUGUUAAUAAUAAAUAUAUAAAACAUGUAUAUUUAAAUGAACUAGAGAAUAAUAUAAAUACGGAAAUAAAUUAUUUGUAUAUGUUUAAUAACAAGCUAUUGAACAAAAAUAUGUUAUUAUCUUUAUAUAAAUUUUAUAUAUAUUUCAAAGAUGAAAUAAAACAGAAAAAUGAAUUUUUAUUUUUUUUGGACAGACUUUGUGAAAAUAUAUUAAAUAACAUGAAUGUAGUAGAUAUUGCUUUUAUUUUUUACACACACAUUAAAUUAAAUUAUUAUAAUCAUUUGUUUUUGUUAAUAUUAAUUAAAAAAUUUAAAAAUAUUUUACAAAAAAUUGAAAUGAUUAAAAAUGGGCAAAAUGAAAUGAUUAAAAAGGGGCAAAAUGAAAAGAACCAAGAAUUGAUAGAGGAAUAUAUUAGUAAAAUAAAACCGUCGACUAAAUCAAUAAUACUUUUUUUUCAUUCUUUAACAGAUUAUUGUAUAUAUUUAAAUAAUAAUGAUAAUAUUAGACACAAUCGAGAAAAUUUAUCAUUUAUUAACGAAUUUAUAUAUACUACAUUUUAUGCAUAUUUACAAAAAAAUUAUUUUGAAAAUAAAAAUUUUUAUAAAUCACUUACGACUUUAGAUUUUAUAGGAUUAUAUUCUUCUUUGUUAAAAUUAAAUUUAAAAAAUAACAAUCAAACAUUAUUUUUUCUUAAAAAUAUAUUACUUGAUUUUUCAAUUAAUCAUAGUCUUAGAUUAAUAAUAAAUAAUUACAAUACAAUUAGUGAUAAAAAAUAUUUUGAGAAAAUAAAAGAAGCUCAAAAUGAUGAUACUAGUAAAAUUGUUUUCAAUUCCAAUAUACAAGAGUAUGCACUAUUUUUAAAUAAUGUUUCAAAAUUUUUUGUCAAAUUUAAUUAUACUAAAAAUGAAUACAAAAAAAUAAUAAAAUGUUUUACAACACUAUUUGAAACCGGUUUUAUAUUAAUAAUAAAGUUAUUUAUAAAUUCUAAUUUUUUUACACAUUUUAUUCAAGAAAAAAUCGAUAAGACAAAAAUAUCUUUUUUUGAUAUUAUUUAUUUUAAUUCACAAAAUAAAAACAAAAACAACAAUUUGAAUGACCAAAUAGAGAACAUAAGUUUGAAUUAUUCCAUAUUGAUUGAUUUGCUAAAAAUAAACAAAAGAAUAGAAAAUGUCAGAGAUUUUUUUAUUUUUAAUUCUGAUAAAAAUUACGAUCCAAAUUUAAGACAAAAACAUAAAAUCGAAAUAUAUAAUAAAAAAAUAGGACCUAAUUAUCCAUCUCCAUAUAAUAUUAAUAAUGUAGAGAAAAACAUAAAAUAUAUUGUUAAUAUAUUAAAUUCAAAUUAUAAAAUUCUUAAACAUAUUAUUACCAAUUAUAACAUAAAUGAAUAUAGUAAAUGUUUUAAUAAAAUUUUGUUAUAUAAUUUUGUGAAUAAACUUAUAAAUAACAAUAAAUAUAUAAAUUAUUAUUUACCUUAUAUAAAUAAAUUAAAUAAAUAUAUCAAUAACACACAUUUGAUAUAUAAUAAUAAUAAAACAAAUAUAAAUAAUUUGUUCAUUUCUAAUUACAUUUUCACUAUAUAUCUAUCUGAUCUUAUUAAUUUAUAUUUAAAAAAAAUAAAAGAAGAAUUGCAAAUAAAUAAAAUAAGUCAUGAUUAUAUUUGUAGACUUAUUAAUAAUUAUAAUGGUUUUUCACAAAUUGUAAGUAAUACAUUAGGAGCUAUACAAAAUUUAAAAAUCUUGAGAUUUGAUAUAUUUUCAAAUGUGGGGUUUUUAAUUAAAAAAAAUAUAUUCCCAUUAGAAUUUAUUCAUAUAGUAAAUAUUUUACAUUCCUAUUCUUCUUUUAAAAUACGAGAUGAAGAAUUAAUUAAAUAUUUAUUAAAUAAAAUGUAUUAUAAAAUAAAUUUAGAAAAAAAAAAAAAUAUUAAUAUUAUACAAGAUCAAAUUUUAAGUAACAUAAUAAUUGCUUUAUUAAAAUUAGACUAUUUUGAUAAACGAUUUAGUAAUAUCAUUUUUGAAAAUUAUAAAAAUAUUAAAUCUAUACAAUCUUUAAUAAAUAUUACUUUUUAUAUAUGUUAUUAUAAUUUAAUUGAUAGAUUUUUAAAAGAAAAACAUAUAAAUUAUUUCUUUCAGCAAAUAAAUAUAUUUGAUAUAAACAACUUAACUGUAGAAAAUAAGACACAAUUGAAAUUAAUAUCAUAUUUAAUAUUACAUGUUCAUAAUUAUAUUUAUUGUAAUCAAAAAAAUAAAAUAAACAUAAUUCCCAAAAUACAUAUUUUUUCCACAAUAUCACCCAAUUUUAACAUUUUAAAAAAAUACACUGAGGAAAUAGAAUGCAAAUUAUUGGAAAAUAAAAUUAAAAAUUCAAAAGAUUUAUCAUAUUUUAUUUAUGCUCUUAAUAAACUGUACAAUUAUAUUACAAUUUUUAAAAAUGUGAAAAAAUUCUUAAAUUGUCGUAGUAAUAAUAUACUUGAUAAAUGUUUUACCAAGCAUAGAAAUAAAAAAAAAAAAAAAAAAAUAUGCACACAUUCUUUUAUUAAGUAUAACAACAUUAUGGACAAUAACUUAUUAUACAGAAAAUUAAUAAAAAAAUAUCAAGGAAUAAAACUUUUUAAUAAAUUAGAAAAUAAUUCAAAUUCUUAUAUAAAUAAUGUGUCAUUUUAUGACAUACAUAAUAAUAUAAAUGAUGUUAAUAAAAACGAAAACUUUAUUUUAAAAAUUAUGAACGUUAAUAAUUAUUCCAUUGAUAUAUUUAAAAUUUUGAAUUAUAAAUAUAUUAGUAUAAGUAAUGAAUAUAUAAACAUGCUAGAUAUGAAAAAUUAUUUUGAUCUUCAUUUUAUUGCAACAUUUCCUUUCUCACAAACACACAUAAAUACAACAUCCGAUCUACAUAAUGAAAUUUAUAACAUAAUAGUUUCGUUGAAAAUUAAACGAAAAGUCAUAAAAGAACUUCCACAUUAUCCAUAUUAUGUUGAUAUAGUUAUUGUAUAG